GGGACUCAUUUAAAAGCUGGGUGGCGGGCAUUGAACCCAGUGUCGAGGUCAGGGCUCCCCAGCAGCAUGUCCAGAUCAGGCCCAGCCACAGCAUCACUGCAGCCAGGUCUCACCGGGUCCCUGAACCAGGGCCAAGCCCAGACUUAUGGCACUGGUCAGAGCCCCGUGCCCUCAUGGUGCCCUGGCACCCGGGAUCAGACCUACCUGGAUGAACUCAUCAGCAUUCCCAAGGGCGAUGAGCCUGGCUUCAGCUUUAGGAAACUCUGGGCUUUCACGGGUCCCGGCUUCCUCAUGAGCAUCGCCUACCUGGACCCGGGCAACGUGGAGUCGGACCUGCAGUGUGGUGCAGUGGCUGGGUUCAAGCUGCUGUGGGUGCUGCUGUGGGCCACUGUCCUGGGGCUGCUGUGCCAGCGCCUGGCCAUCCGCCUGGGUGUGGUGACAGGGAAGGACCUGGGAGAGAUUUGCUACCUCUAUUACCCCAAGGUGCCCCGCGUGCUGCUCUGGCUCAUGAUUGAGAUCGCCAUCAUUGGCUCUGACAUGCAGGAGGUCAUUGGGACAGCCAUUGCCUUCAGCCUGCUCUCAGCUGGACGCAUCCCCCUCUGGGGUGGGGUCCUCAUUACCAUCGUGGACACCAUCUUCUUCCUCUUCCUUGACAAAUAUGGGCUCCGAAAACUGGAGGCCUUCUUCGGCCUCCUCAUCACCAUCAUGGCCCUGACCUUUGGCUACGAGUACGUGGUGGUGAGGCCAGGGCAGGUGGAGGUGCUGAAGGGCAUUUUCCUGCCCUACUGCCCAGGCUGUGGGCGAGAGGAGCUGCUGCAGGCUGUGGGCAUCAUCGGCGCCAUCAUUAUGCCCCAUAACAUCUUCCUCCACUCCUCCUUGGUCAAGACACGGGCGAUAGACCGGUCCAAGAAGGAGGCGGUGAGGGAGGCCAACAUGUAUUUCCUGACCGAGUCCUGCCUGGCCCUCUUUGUCUCCUUCCUCAUCAACCUCUUCGUCAUGGCUGUCUUCGGCGAGGCUUUCUACCGCCAGCGAAAUGAAGAUGUGCACAACAAGUGCGUCAACAGCAGCGUCAGCCGCUACGCUGGCAUCUUCCCCACCAACAAUGAGACGGUCUCCGUGGAUAUCUACCAGGGGGGUGUCAUCCUGGGCUGCUAUUUUGGGAUGGCAGCGCUGUACAUCUGGGCUAUUGGGAUCCUGGCAGCAGGACAGAGCUCCACGAUGACUGGGACCUAUGCAGGGCAGUUUGUCAUGGAGGGCUUCCUGCAGCUCCGCUGGUCCCGUUUUGCCCGGGUGCUCUUCACCCGCUCCUUUGCCAUCCUGCCCACUGUCUUUGUGGCUGCCUUCAAGGACGUCAGCCACCUCACUGGCAUGAAUGACCUGCUCAACGUCCUCCAGAGCAUUCUGCUGCCCUUUGCUGUCCUGCCCAUCCUCACCUUCACCAGCCUGCGCCCGCUCAUGCAGGACUUCACGAAUGGCCUCCUGGCGAAGGUGCUGAUGACUCUCAUCACGGGGUUGGUCUGUGCCAUUAACGUCUACUUUGUGGUGGACUUUCUGCCCACGCUGCGGGGCUUGGGAUACUACAUUCCCCUGGGCCUGCUGCUGGCUGCCUACAUGGUCUUCCUCGCCUACCUGAUCUGGACGUGCAGCAUCGCACACGGAGCUCGGUUCCUGGCACGGGGUCACCACAGCCGGUUUAGCUUUGGGGUCUCCCUCGGCCCACCGGCUCCAGCAGGGACCCAGUGACGGAUCCCGACUCCCCUGACUGUCCCCCCCAUUACUGUCCCUCCUCCCUGCCCAGCCUGGUCCCCCGCUCGGGGCACCGGAUUGAUCACACACCGAACCUGGGGAUGAUGUUCUAGCCAGAAAUACAACCGACAGGGACGGGGUUAACAGCCAGGCAGACUUUCCUCUCAAUGUUUGAGGCCCCCCAAACAUUCAGGAAUGCUGGUCCAGGCUGGAUGCGGGACAGCGGGAGGUGCCCCCACCCCUUGGCGCGAAUGCGUCAGUGAAGGAGCCGCCCUGGAGACCUCCUCUCCUCAUUAGUGCCGGGAACCGCCGGCCCACGGGACCGCUAAUUACCGCCCGGACCGCUAAUUACCUCCCGGGACCGCUAAGCAUCCCUCCCCGCCCGGGGGCUGCUCGGUUCGAGGGGGAGGGCUGAUAAAUGGCAUAUUUACACCCUGCGUGCCCCCGGGCGGGGACCCCCCCCCGGUGCCGCCC
Cuculus canorus (common cuckoo) is the source of this 2220-nucleotide messenger RNA. RefSeq names its product solute carrier family 11 member 1 (gene SLC11A1). Gene Ontology annotation, cellular component: plasma membrane. Gene Ontology annotation, biological process: metal ion transport. The record is from RefSeq and is a predicted model, not a curated record. Gene Ontology annotation, molecular function: cadmium ion transmembrane transporter activity; iron ion transmembrane transporter activity; manganese ion transmembrane transporter activity. The transcript is spliced from 15 exons. NCBI's taxonomy places the organism in Eukaryota, Metazoa, Chordata, Aves, Cuculiformes, Cuculidae. Bases 67 to 1743 code for a protein of 558 amino acids.